Molecule: messenger RNA, 1008 nt
Organism: Plenodomus lingam JN3
Lineage: Eukaryota; Fungi; Ascomycota; Dothideomycetes; Pleosporales; Leptosphaeriaceae
Biological process (GO): site-specific DNA replication termination at RTS1 barrier; mitotic DNA replication termination
Cellular component (GO): nucleus
Source: RefSeq, a predicted model, not a curated record
AUGGGCAACGACGGCGGCUCUAUCCCCAAGCGGCGAGAACUCGUCAAAGAGGCCGCCAAAUCCCUCACCACCGCCCAACUCAAAGAAGCGCUCGUCGAACAGCAAGAAUACUCCUGGUCAACCGACCCGCUUACCCGCAAGCCGCUCGCCAACCCCAUCGUAUCCGACGCAGCAGGCAUCCUGUACAACAAAGACUCGAUCAUCGAGUUCUUGCUCAAGGACGACGGGGAUGCGGCGAAGAGCGAGAUGAAGAGGGUGGGCGGGGUCAAGGCCAGUGUGGAGGGCGGGUUUGUAGAGCUGGGCACGUUUGGAGAUCGUGUGAGGAGUUUGAAGGAUGUGGUCGAGGUCAAGUUUGAGGUUGCGGAGCCCGAGGCUGGGGCUGGGGAGAAGACGAGGGGCGAGAGGUGGGUUUGUCCUGUUACGGGGACGGUGUUGGGGCCGAGCGCAAAGGCGGUGUAUAUUGUGCCCUGUGGGCAUGCGUUUGCAGGGAGUGUGGUCAAGGAAGUCAAGGAGAAUGCGUGUUUAACUUGCAACCAACCCUACGCCGAAACCGACAUCAUCCCCAUCAUCCCCUCCCUCCCAACCGACAUCGCCCGCCUCAACCAGCGCGCCAAAUCGCUCCGCGAAAAAGGCCUCACCCACGCCCUGAAGAAAGCCCCAGGCAGCAAGAAGCGCAAGAAGGACACAUCAGACUUGGACGCAAAACCAGACCUUUCAACCACCAACCCUAUCCCCUCUGAUCACACAGCCACUCCCACAACCACAUCCACCACAGCCAAACCAAGCCAACCCACACCCACACCCACACCCACAUCAACAUCCCUCCAAAACCCCUCCACCGCCUCCCUCACCCGCAAAGUCCUCGCCGAACAAGAUCGCCUCAAUAAGCGCCGCAAACUUGCCCAGAACACCCAUCUCAACAGCCUGUUCAACAAGUCCGAGGAUCGGCCCAGUGUGGCGAAUAGUGCGGAUUAUAUGACGAGGGGGUUUAGUAUCGCGAGGAAGUGA